CAUACUAUUUCAAAGAAGCGUUUGUUUUGCAGAUUUGAUGAGCACCAAUAACAAAUCGGACGAAGUUAAGAAAGAAAAGAUGAAACUCAAAACAAUGGAGGCAUUCCUGAUGCUCGAGGCUGAUACAGCAGCCAGUCUAGAGAGAGAAAAUCGCGACCCUCAACAGUUCCUUCUUUUGUUGGGAAAUAUAAUUUCAGGUCUCCUAAUGGAUCCGAGCAUUGGAGAUAUUCGUAUCUCUUACGUAGUUUCGGGAAUAAUUGUAAUCGACAAAAAGGUUUUAGAAGUAGAAUACACAGAUACCAAAAAGUUAUGGAUGAAGAAGUUGGCAAAUUAUUUAAGAUCUAUUAACAACCCAGACGAUGCUAGCCCAGAUCAUUUUGACGUAUGUUCCCUUAUAUACAGCAUGAGAAGUGGAGUCGGCGGACUCGCUUCUCUCAGGAGCAUGUGCAAGAUAGUGGCUGGAAACGUUAACAAUAUGGUGGGCCUACAAACUGCGCUCGUAAUCGCUCACGAAACUGGUCACAACAUGGGUGUGCCUCACGAUGGAAGCAGGGCCGACUGUCCAGAGGGUACCUACAUUAUGGCACCCGCACUCCCAGGGGGUCGAUCCGCUGAAACUUGGUCUCCGUGCAGUAGCGAAAUCAUUCAAGAUUUCCUGAAUAGUAACAGAUCAUCGUGUUUAAAUGACAAAGCCCAAAACGAAGCAACAGUGGUUUAUAAGGAAAUAAAACCGAGAAGUAUUCCCGGCAACAUAAAAUUUGACACACUAGGAGUCAGGACUGCACGUGAUACAACAAAGUUGAUUGAUCUUAAAAAGUUCAACCAGGGGAAACAAUUAGAGAGGUUUCCUGGCGAAAUCAUGAGUGCAGACGAUCAAUGUGCCUUGCAGUAUGGAAAGAACCACAGACAGUGCUACCAAAAAAGGACUGACUGCGGUAGCUUGUGGUGUACAUUGGACGGAUACUCAUGCUUUAGUCAAACUGCCCCUAUCGCAGAUGGAACUCCCUGUGGAAGCAGACAGUGGUGCAUUAAAGGAGAAUGUGUUGACAAUGGACGUCCUCAUAUAAAUGGCUGGUGGAGCGAGUGGUCGAACUUUACAUCCUGUUCUCGAACGUGUGGUGGAGGAGUACAACACAGAAAACGAACAUGCACAAACCCACCGCCAUCGAACGGAGGGAAAACAUGCGAGGGAAAACCAACAGGACAUUGGAGAAUUUGUAGCAUUCAGGCUUGCCCUGGAACCUCGGUAACUAGUUACCGUAAUGAACAGUGUGUGAAAGCAAGAGGACCUGGAUCAUCUGCAUUUUACUACGGAAAUCCAUGCAGCUUGUAUUGUAAAUUGGGGAACACGGCACAAGGAUAUGGAAUCGUUGCAGACGGCACCAGAUGCAAAAAAGACCCCUCUAUUUUUGAUGUCUGCAUCAGAGGCGUUUGUAAGACUGCUGGCUGCAAUCAGGUUUUGGAAUCAGAUGAAAAAAUUGAUAGAUGUGGAGUGUGUGGGGGGAAUGGAAACUCGUGCAAACAUGUGAAAGGUGUAUACAACAGACAAUGGAAGGAAACUGGAAAGCAGAAUGCAGAUCUGAUUGUUGAGCUUCCCCCUGGAACAAUGAAGGCCAAGUUUGUAGAAAAAUCGGCAACCUACAACAAGAUAGGUGUUAAGUCAAAGGACGGCGACUUUGUGAUCGAUCCUGAUAAAAGCGCAAAUGUCAAGCUUAGCUACGCUGGAGCUACCAUCUUCUACUCAAACAAGAAGAAACGAUACGCUGAUACACUACAAAUAACUGGGCCAACCACUGCAAAACUUAAAAUCAUGUUUAUAGCGGUGUAUGGAGAGAACACUGGUGUUGAGUACGACCUUUUUUAUCAUGUUAACCAUCAUAUAAAACUUCAGUACAGAUGGAUUGUUGGAGAUUGGUCAGCGUGUUCAGCUACAUGCGCGAGGGGUAUUCAAAGGCGAAAGAUUCACUGUGUUCUAAUGGAAGACGGCUCACCUGCCAGUGACCAGGCCUGCGAUCAAAGCCAGCGGCCAAUUGAUGAACACGAAUGUAACCAGCAGCCUUGUCCCGCAGAAUGGAAGGUAACCAGUUGGACUCCUUGUUCCAAAACUUGCGGGACUGGUGUUCAGACAAGAAGAAUGACGUGUCACCAAAGGAUCAGCUUUGUCCAGUACCAGGAAAUAUCUCCCUCUCACUGUGACUCAAAUAAGCCCCCGGGUGUUAGCCAGCUCUCUAAAAUUUGCAACAAGAUACUUUGCAAGGCAGAAUGGAAAAUUGAGUCACAGUGGUCAGCGUGUUCCACUCCUUGCGGUCCUGGCUUUCGACAGCGUAAAGUUAGCUGCAUUCUGAUUGAUGAGGAUGGAAGACCUACUAAAGUCCCAGAGCAACAAUGUUCCAUUCUAGAAAAGCCAGCAGACAAGCAAGAUUGUGACAGUGAGAGAAUAUGUCUAAACGGUGGAAAGUACCAAUGCUACCCGACAAGCCCUUGUGAGAAUGGCGCAGUCUGUAUUGAGCAGCCACCUGAAAGCUACAAGUGUGAUUGCUUAGAAGGAUUUAAAGGCAGCAAUUGCGAAGUGGAGAUUGACCCUUGCGAUAGUAAUCCUUGUCAAAACGGAGGAACUUGCCAACGUGAUUCAGAAUCGUCACUAGCAUAUGAUUGCAAGUGUACUGAAUGGUACAAAGGGAAACACUGUGAGAAGAACAUCCUUCCAUGCAGUAGUAGUCCUUGUCAUAACCACGCUACCUGUAUUGACGAUCCAAAUGAUCCAACAAAUUUUUUCUGUCAGUGUACAAGGUGGUUGACGGGAAGAUACUGUGAAAUAAAGAAAACUAAGUGCGACGAAGAACCUUGUAAGGAUCGAGGAUACUGCCUGAGCAAUAAAGUGGAUCCUUCCUGGUACAAAUGCUACUGUCAUGAUUGGUUUAAAGGAACAAACUGUGAAACUCAGAUUUUCCCCUGUGAUUCAAAGCCGUGCCAAAAUGGAGCUGUUUGCAGCAAUGACGCCAACAACAUCGCAGAGUAUCACUGUCAAUGUAAAACGUGGUUCACUGGCAAAAACUGUGAAGUGCAACUGACUGCUUGUGAUAGUGAUCCUUGUCUCAACGGUGGAUAUUGUGAAAGUGACCCCCAAACUCCUGAGUUAUACGAGUGUCGCUGUGGAGAUUGGUUCAAAGGAGCCAACUGCCAAGCUCGGAUAUUUCCCUGCGAUGUCAAACCUUGUUUUAAUGGAGGAACCUGUAGAAAUGAUGAAAUGGAUAUAUCCGUGUACCACUGCGAUUGUACAGACGGUUACUUUGGAAAGAAUUGCCAAGUCCCAUCUUACAUCGAAAUUGGUUGCUUUGGGUUUUCUAAAUCAAUAUUGAAAGACGUUCUUGCCAAUCACAAAAAUGAUUUUGAUCCAGCGAAAGUUAAAACGUACAUUAAGGAAUGCGGGGAGCUAGCAUUCCAGAAGGGUUACAGUCAUUUUGCUCUGGGCCUUAACGGCAAUUGCCUGUCAAGUGAGCAUGCUGAGAAAGAGUACUUCGUGAAAAAAGGCACCAAGCCACAAAACUGCAAGGAUGGUAUUGGAAGCAAGUCUUCAAUCGAUGUUUAUACCUUUGAACAUGUACCAAAAUUUGUUGCUCAAGGUUGUUUUGUUGAAAAAAGCAAGGGGGCGAAGUUGUUGAAAGUCAAAUACGCCAGUUUCUAUAGCAACUCAGACCCGAAGGCAACCGUUGUGUACUGUUCUACCUUAGCUCGGGACAUGAGCUACGAGUUUUUCGCUGUGCAGAAUGAAGUGGAAUGUUGGACCAGUAAAGACAUUGCGAAGACGUACAACAAGUAUGGAAAAUCGGAAAAUUGUGUUGGUGGAGUUGGCAAAGUGUUAGCAAACUUUGUGUAUCGUCUGCAGCCUUCGUAUCCUUAUCCUACUGGUUGCGAUAGUGAUCCGUGCCAGAACAAUGGGUUUUGUGUCGUGAACAAGGAUUAUAAACUACAGUACACAUGUGAAUGUCAAGAGAUGUUCAUCGGUAAAAACUGUGAAGUUCAAACCUUUCCGUGUGACAGCCAACCUUGUUUGAAUGGAGCAAUUUGUGCAAACGAUGUCAAAGAUGUAACAAAAUACCACUGCAAAUGCACCAGCGACUACAGCGGAGUCAACUGCCAAGUACCUUCGUUCAGGCAAAUCGCCUGCUUCAAAUACUCUAAAAGCCUUUCAGUCCUUGGCGACUUCAGGAAUGAUUUAGAUUGGAAGGCAGCGGACGCCACUGUGGAGAAAUGCGCCGAACUGGCAUUUGAUAAGGAAUACAAACAUUUCACACUUGGAAAUAACGGAUUGUGUCUCUCUGGAGAAGAUAUCAGUCAACGUUACUAUGCGGGAGGAGGGAUGGGAGCCAACAAGUGUAAGCAGGGCAUUGGACUUAGCGGCGCCAUGUACGCUUACACCUUUGAGGACGUCCCCAAGUUUAGUGCUGUUGGAUGCUACAAAGAAAACAAAGGUUCCAAGAGGCUCGUGAAGAGAAAGUAUGCGUCUUUUGUGAGUCAGAAAAAUGCUGCAAAUCCUGAAGCUACCAUCAUGCAAUGCGCGUUUGUUGCACGUGAUAUGAAAAUAGAGUAUUUCGCGCUGCAAAACUAUGGUGAGUGCUGGACAGAUGAUACUUUGGGGAAAGCGUACGAGACAUACGCAAAAGCUGACGAAAGCAGUUGCAAGGAUGGGAUCGGCGGAUUUCUAACCAACUUUGUUUAUCACUUGAUGAUUUAGUGGCGGACUGCUCGUCAAGACCUCAAGUCAAGCAUCGCAAAAGUUUCACAAAGCUAAAUAGUUUUUUUUUUUUUUUGCCGUUUGAUCGUAAAGUUAGACGUGUUGGGAAGUUUUAAGUUAGGCCACUUCCUGUGAAUAGUUUUUACUUCGUUAGCUACUUUGGCUAUGAUAAGUAACUUAAGGUCUAGAUAGCAGCAGACACGUAAAGAUUUUAAGGAAAACGACCAAUUUUUUUAAGUUUAAAAGACAUGUU
This is a messenger RNA of Orbicella faveolata, 4988 nucleotides long. Its product is annotated as A disintegrin and metalloproteinase with thrombospondin motifs 6-like. Gene Ontology annotation, molecular function: calcium ion binding; metalloendopeptidase activity. NCBI's taxonomy places the organism in Eukaryota, Metazoa, Cnidaria, Anthozoa, Scleractinia, Merulinidae. Gene Ontology annotation, cellular component: extracellular matrix. Gene Ontology annotation, biological process: proteolysis; extracellular matrix organization. The record is from RefSeq and is a predicted model, not a curated record.